This is a messenger RNA of Tachysurus vachellii, 8035 nucleotides long. RefSeq names its product family with sequence similarity 169 member Aa (gene fam169aa). Bases 100 to 7341 code for a protein of 2413 amino acids. The record is from RefSeq and is a predicted model, not a curated record. The transcript is spliced from 12 exons. Lineage: Eukaryota; Metazoa; Chordata; Actinopteri; Siluriformes; Bagridae.
UACUGUGUGAACGACCGUGCUAAAAUCACAGGGCUUUACAAAAAACAAUUAAAUAAAAAGGUUACUUCGCUGUUUCUUCUUCUCUUCAGCAUAUUUAGGAUGGAGUUCCCGGUGGAUAUAUUGGCCACUAUGGAUCCAGGAUCCCUGGAGCAGACAGCGAAAAGCUACAUGUCUAAACUUUUGUACAGAAAUUCAGAAAUUCAUGAGUACCUCAACAUACCUGGAUCUAAGAAAAUAGAGAUUGGCCUCUGUAAUGUGAGUUUUGUUCCCCUUUAUGGAGUUGACAUUAAACAAAAGAUCCUUGCACUAUUUUCACCUGAAGAAACUCUUAAAGCUGUUGGACUCUACCUACUGGAUCAGUGGUGGUCAGCUGAAGAUAUUCUUAAAACAGCAGACUCCUCACGAACAGGACUGAUCAAGGUAAGGACUCCUGGAGAGAGGAUAGUUCUGUAUGUCCUUAACAGAAUUAUAUACAGAACAAAAGAGAUGGUCGGGGACGAUGUACCUUUUCCUUGUCAUGGAGAAGAUGAAAUUGCCAAAAUCCUCUGGAAAAAUGGCGAGGCCAUUGGCUUUUAUUCAGUCAAACCUGAAGGGAGCUUGUGCAAAACAUUCUUGACCCAUCGUUAUCAGAUUCCUGUCAUGGAUACCAUAUUCAUCCGGAAAGAUUACCGUGGACAUGGACAUGGUCUACAAAUGCUGGAGGACUUUAUUGUCAGCUUCAGACAAGAAAUCAUGGGUUUGUCAUAUCCACUUUCUCCAGCCAUGUUCAAAGUUUGUAAAAAGUAUAUGAGUCUUUAUCCAGAUGACACAGAGCUGCUGUGGGAAAUAGUGGGUGUUGGCAGCCCUUUUCAGAGAAUCCAAAUAGCCAGAAAAUUACAAGCAAUGGACCUAAAUGAAAAUCACCAAGUCGAGGGGGAAUUGAAUUUUGAAGAUACAGAAGAUAGUGAUAUCCCAAAGGAAGCUGGGAUAACACAAGUACAGGAGACAAUGGAGUUCAUGGAGGUUGUAGAGGAGGUUGUCAAGAUUAAAAUAACAAAAGAAUUACAGGACACAACAGUUAUAACACUUGGCAGAAGCAGCAAUCUGAAGCGUAAAAAACUUGAAGCAGACACAGAAGAGACAAAUGAAAAAAUCAUCAGGGUAGAAGACACUGAGUCUGAUAUACAGUGUGCAGAAAAUGACCCAGUGCAGGAGGAUGGCAAAAUUUCUUUCCAUUUAAAAGAGUCUGAACUCAAGGACACAAUGGAGACAGUGACACAUGAUUCUGGCUACCCCAAAUCAGAUAAUACUCAUCUUCACUGUGAAGAGCAAAACAAAAUGAUCCCUGAUACUACCCAAAUGUCAGAAACAGAAAACAAACAAGUGCCUGAAAUGACUCCUGUUAUGGAAAUCCAAAGCCUAAAGUGCAGUGAUCUCCAACCUAUAGAAUGUCAGCAGGUAGUAGAGGUGGAGAUUGUUAAUAUGUCAUUAGAAACUGAUGAGUUAAAAGAAAAAGCUGGAGAGGUAAACGAAAGUAAAAAUGACAUUGAUAAAGAGAUACUAUUACAUGGGAGAGAAACCUCUGAAGGAAUAGUAGAAGUCAAGAAAGACCAAACAGAUAUGGCAGAAACUAUCAACAAUGAAGAUAUAGAAGAUGAAGUAGAGAUGGGGAAAAUAUCAGUGGGUAAACAUAUUGUUGAUGACAGAGAAGAAAUAGAGAAUGAUAUAGCUGGCACUCUGGAGGUGACUUUUUUAGGAAAAGAGCAAACUCAGCAGGUGAAAGAAAAGGACAAGGUUGAAGAGACUGGCCUAGAGGGCUUACAUGAAAGAGAGCAGGUACCUGAAGACCAAGAACCAAGUCCUAAUAACAAGGAGGAGAAAGUCAGUAUGAUGAUUCAACAAGAGGAAAAUGUAAACAUGGCUUUCAGUUUAGGCUCAAAAUGGAAACAUGCUGACAAACGUAGAUCAAACUACGAAACUCCAUCAAAGCCCCCUAGAAGACUCAAAGAUCAGACUGCAGGAAGUGAACUGACAAAAAGCACCCUCCGAAGUUCUUCUAAGAAAACAAUUAUAGCCACUUCCAAACAAGUGUGUACUAGACAAUCCAAAUUUAUAAAGCAACCAGAGUUACUCAAACAUAUAGAAGAAGAGCCUAAAUUAAAAAGAUUAAAGCAGAUAGAAUCUCAGCCAGAAAAAGAGCAAAUAGAAAAUCUGACUGCAGCUCAUAUGGAGAAUGAAGAAGGAUUAAAUAUCAAAAAGGAUUGUUUAAAUCAACCAAAAACUGAUGAUCAAACCCCCAUGGAAGUGGACAACAAUUCCACUUUAGAUGUUAACAAUGCCAAAGCCUCUGAACCAUCUGCUGUAAAACACCUAGAAGAUCAGGAAGAGGAACCAGCCUCAACAGAGGGUGACAGCGACACAGAUGCAAUUUUAAAAUGGCAAAUAGCAGCCGAAACUCUUGUUGAAUCCACAGAAAAACAGAAAGUCAUAGAAAUGACAGACAAUGAAAUAAUUGUGGUUGAGGAAAAAAAUAAAGAUAGCAAUAUUGAAGAAAGAGAAAUAAGAUAUGACAAGAUUGGGGGAAAUUUUAUGCGAAAGGUGGAAGACAAAGUUCCAGAUGAAAACAAGAUUGACGAGGCUCAAGAGGAGGAACCUAAAAAAAUUCAAAAUGAGGAACCAGAAAUCAAUAACAUUGAGUCAAGUCUUGAUUAUGCAGUUGAGACUAUCAAGGAUGUUGAGAAAAUGCCGGUAUUUGAUGUUAAUUAUACUGAAGCUGUCAGAGUUGCUGAAAUAGAGGUUGAAGGAAAAUCUCCAGAACCAUUUGAGUCUGUUAAAGAGCAAGAGGAGGAACAAGCCUCAGAAACAGGGCCAGCAGAGGAAGUUAACAGAACUGAAGAAGCCAGAACUCAGAAACAGCAAAAUGUUGCUGCUAUGCUUUUAAAUUUUAACAAAUUCCCUGUCAGACAUGAAAAUAAUGUCAGUGAAAUGAAUAAGGGAAUCUCACAGCCCCAGGAGGAGGUGGUUCAGGACAAGUCAGAAAGUUCUUAUAACAGAAAUAAGGACAAUGGAGGAUUAAGCCAGACAAAAUGUGAAGUUGAACCUUUUACAAAAGAGCAAAAUUUAGAAAUGACAGAGGAUGACACGAUGGAGAUUGAGUUAACUUUUAAUAAUGACAAAAAGAUAGAUGAAGCACAAAAAGAGGACCAUGUGAAACGGAUAAAUACUACUCAAGAUAUACCAUUUGCAGAACCAGAAAUUCAAGAUGACAGAGAGUCAAGUGAAAAUGAAGAAGGUUUGAAAACAUAUGGUCGGAAUAAACUAUCUGAAGAGGAGAAGAUAAAAACUGUAACACUAUUAAGGCAGUCCAGAAGACUUGAGCAUCAGGCGGCAGAAAGUGAAUUGACAAAAAGAGUUCUGAGGAGUUCUGCAAAAGCAACUUCUAAAACAAAAGCUGUAAAGCAACAAGUGAAAACAAAACAACCUUUAGAUGAUCCUGAACUUGAACAGAUGGAGGACGUUAUGGAGACACACACUGAAACUACUGUAGAAGAGGAAAUUGAGUCAGUAAACAUCAACACUGAAACUGAACACAAGAAAGCAGUUGAAUUAGAGGUUGAAGGAAAAGCACAAUGGCAGUGUGCUGCAGAAACUGUUAAAGAGCAGGAGGAGGAACCAGCCUCAGAAACAGGACUAACAGAGGAUAACUCAGAAGAAGCCACAUCAGAUUUUAAACUGCAAGAGGUUGCCGUUGUGAUUAUGGAUUGUGACAAAGACUAUGCAAAAAGUACGGAUCCUGGUAAAGGUGUUCAGAGAACUUCACAUCCACAGAAGAAGGUAGAUCUGGAACUUCACAUGCAUAGUACUGAUACAGAAUCUCAGGCUGAACACACAGAAAAAAAGUGUGAAACAGAUGAAACGGUGGAGAGUGAGGAAGGUGUUGUACUGAAUGAUGAUGACAGAGUUCCAAAGGCGGUUGUUACUGAUGAAGAAAACAUGGAAGAGGUUCAAAAAGAAACAGACCCUGCUCAAGAAAUACCAGGUGAGAAACCAAAAAGUCUGCAUCUCAUUGGGUCAAGUGAAGAGAAUGAAGAUGAGACAUCAGUUGUUCCUGUUAAACUGGAAGAAUGGGAAGAGAAUGAGGCAACCUCGGUAACUCCAUUAAGACGCUCUCCAUUAAGACAGCUCAAAGAUCAGGCUGCAGGGAGUGAACUGACUAAAAAUGUUCUCAGGAGAUCAGCACAAUUGACAAACCAAGCAACUCCACAACAAAGACAAAUCAAAGCCAUGAUACAUUUAGAGGAUCCUAAACAACGAGUUGAGUCUAAGAAUAAUGAGAUGAACAUUAUUUUAGGGUCUGAGGUUGCAGUAGGAGGGCACAUGGAGUCGGAAACUGUACAUGUGUUUGCUGAAAAUGAUCCAAAAAAUAGGAUUUCAGUUGUACAGAACACCUGUGAAGAGGGAAUAAGUUUGGAUAAGGUUUAUAUAGAAGCUGAAGAUCAUGAGAACCCAAGGAAGUCCAAUGGAAAUGAUGUUGAAAAUGUAAGGAAAGAAAAUUUUACAGAACAAGACAAGAUGGCACCUGAGGAUAUAAUACAUGGAGAAACUGAACAAAUCUGCACAUCUGAAUGUGUGAAAGAAGAUGAAGACACAAUACAAGAAGAUAGUGCAGCUACAGAAAUGGCACAUAGAGAGGAUUUAAUGGAAACCACAUCAACUUUGACACUGCAAGAAGCUUCUGUUGUGCUUGUGGAUGUCACAAAUGUUCACCCCAAUCUAACAGGUGAGUUUUGUUCUACUUCUGCAGCGUCUCAGGAGAAGAGGAGCAAUAAGCUUGAACUGAGGAAACAAGCAGUGGAUAUUCCUGAAGAGGUAAAGGAAGAAUUACAGACUGAAGCUGUAGGGUUAGAGAACAUAGAGAAGGUAAAUCCCACUGAAGACAAUCUCUCACAUAUGAAUCCAGCUGCAAAGGACACAGAUGUGGAUGAGAGCAGGGUAGUGAACAGUAUAAUAGAAGAUGAGGCCAGUAAGCUUAAAGAGAAAUACAGUGAUGAAUGUAAGAUGGGUGAAGACUCCAAAACAGAAAAGUUCAUUCUGCAAAAUCCAAGUUUAACAAAAGAAUCAGAUCACAAUGAAUGUUUAGAGACAGCUACACAUGUCCAGUGCAUCUUGCAUCAUAAUAAUACUGAACAGAAUGAUGAACUGGCCACAGAUUUGGCACCAGAAGAAGUCAGGGAGAAGGGAGUUGAGUCCACUUCUAUAUUUACACUACAUCAAUCUGACUUGCAUAUGGAUUUCCAAAGGCAAUCAAGUGAAAAUGAGACAGAUGGAAAUGAAACAACACAGCCACAGAAAGGAGAAAUGCUAAUCAAGGAUAAUGCUGCAAAUGAAGAUAAGGUAUUGGUUGAGAUGAAUGUAACAGAACCUGUAACAGAAAGAAAAGAUGAAGAAGGAGCCAAAGAAGCAGCAGCAAUAGAACUGGGAAUGGAUAACACACUCAUUACAAACAAUGGACAAGAUGGGGAUAUUCUUGCAGAAGAAGAUGUGAAAGGUGAUUUGAAAGAAACAGAAGACACUACCUUAAAAUGUAAAUAUGCUUCAGCAGAACUGGCUUCAAAAAAAACUCUGGUAGAAUGUCACCAAAUAACAACAUCUGUUCAAGGUGUCAGUGUCCAGGAAAACAGAAAUCUCAGACCUAGUACUGUCAUAGUAAAGUCUUUACAUUUCCAAAAUGUAUGCAAAGAAACAAAAGUAAAUAAAAACACAGAAGCGGAGAUCUCAGAUGAAGAAGAUGAAACUGUAUUCAUAAGACACCUCAGAGGAAGAACAGUAACAGUAACACCAAGAAGAAGUUCUAAACGUAUCACAGACACAAAUGUUGUUGAGCUGGAUAUGGAGGGACAUGUGACUAAAUUUUGUCAUGAAAUAGUAGCAGUGCAAAGCACUGAAGAAUCCAGGACUGCUGUAAUAGAGAUACAUGAGACCAAUUCAAAAUACGACAAUAAGGAAAUACCAGCUGUCUCUGGAGCAGAAAGAAAAGACCAGCAGCAAGAUAAAGAUAAACCUGGUAUUGAUGUAGAUAAGGUGGAGAAUGUGACUGAUGGAAGAAAAGAUGUGGUAGAAGAAACAGUUGUUCAUAAGGAGGUAGAAACAAAAGAAGGGAAAAUUCUAGUAGAAGUUGAUCUGCCAGAGGAGAAUCAGGAGAAAGAAGUAAGAAAUGCAAAUUCCAAACAGGAAAGUGACCAACAAGAUAAUGCCCUGGAGGAAAUGUUGCUUGAGAAAACAUUUGAAAAAGAACAUAGUAAAAAAAUAAAAGAAAAAUGCUUUGAAGAAGCAAAAGAUAGCACUAUAAAUACAUUGAUUACCAAAGGUGUUCAUGAUCAAGAUGCCGAAGGUGUUGAAAUAAAGGCCUUAAGAAAACGAACAAUAACAAUCAAACCUGCCCCUGUCAGGAAAUCCAAACAAUUCUGCAGACAAGAUCAAGGUGAAAAUGAAGGGCAAACACUUGUGUGGGCAAAUAAUCAACAUUCUGCAACUGUAGAUGCAACAGAAAUGGAGGUGGCCGAUGUGAAGUCACAAGAAGAAAAUAAAACCACUGAUCAAGGAAAAGCUGAAGAAAUAAAGGGCACCAAUACUGUAGGUCAGGAAAUCUCCCAUAAAGAUGAGGACCAGGGAAACACAAGAGAGGAAGAAACUUAUAGAAAUGCAAAUAACAGACAAGAAAUCACAGUGACAGAAAAUAAGUCAAAGUUUCUAAACAUGUCAGAAGAGGUUACGCAUACCAAGAUAGUGGCACAAGAAAUGGACAAAGUUGAGGAGAAAAGGGAAAAACAUUCAGCAACAGAGGAUAUAAUGGAGUCUGUAAACAAUGCAGGCAAAGCUGAUAAAGUGGCUGGAAAACCACAAGAUGUCAAAGAUUCUCAAGAGGAGCAAGAGCAAAGUGAGGAGAAUGCCAAGGAAAUAACUGAAUCCUGGGUAACUCUACAUGAAACAUUCACCUUGGAGCUGGAUAAAGAGAUUGACAGUAAUAACACAGAAUGUAACCAAGUUGUUGAGGAGACCAAAGCUUCAGGUCAGGAAAGUGAAAAAGAAAUCACAGAUACAGAAGAAGAGUAUGGAGUGAUGACAAAAAGGUUCCUUCGGGCUAGGAAAUCAGCAGCAGCUUCACCUGCACAAGGAUCAGCAUGUACAAGAAGAGAAUUGAUGCUAGAUUUUCAGAGUGAAAUUGAAGAUAAGUCAGGGGCAGAGGAGGUAAAAGAGGUGGUUUCAGGUAAAAAGGAAAAGAAACCUCAACAGAAAAGAACAGCCGUAGAUGAGCUAACACCUCGUAGAUCAAAACGGCUUGCAAGAGCAGAAAUUAUGUAAUUUAAGGAGGAAAAAACAUCUUUAGCAACAUGGCUCUAAUAAAAUAAAAGAACAUUUUUUUUUUAAUGCAACUUAAGUUGAAAAUACAAAUUUAAUAUGCAAAAUGUAGUCUAUACUUUUAUUACAUUUUGUUGUUUUAACUUUUUUUUGGCUUUUUUGUGCAUUCAUUUCUUAACAUUCUGCUUCCUCUAUUAAUGAACGUUACUUUAAUUACUGUUACUCACAGACUUGUAAUGAGUUUUCACUUUGUUAUGUACUCUGUACUAUGUAUCUCUAUAUAGCUAUGUUUUUCUUUAUCUUGUCACAAAUGUGGAAGUGGUCACUUUGUAUAUUUGUGCUUAUGGAUAAUAUUCAAUUCCACAGUGUAAUGUUUCAUUUUUUUUAUUUUUGUAAGUAAAUAGUUUUGAAUUGUUGUUUUGAAUUGUUUUAUUUGAAAUGUCUAUUUCAGCUCUUCUAUAGUUAUAGUACAGAUCUAGGCAAAUCUGUAUCUGUAAUGUAACAGUUUCCUGAAAUAUUAAAACAUAAGGAUUAGAAAUGUUCUCUCAUACUGUAUGUGAAGUACACUGCAGGUAAAUAGUGUAGAUGGUCCACUAGUACUUCUUCAGGAUCUUUGAGUAUGCACUUAGUUCUUAGUAUACCAAUUUAACAACUUUGAAACACUUCUUUUAAUCAUAUUAUAUAUUUUAUACUUUUG